Messenger RNA from Seminavis robusta, 1862 nucleotides. Lineage: Eukaryota; Bacillariophyta; Bacillariophyceae; Naviculales; Naviculaceae. The record is from the annotation of a GenBank genome assembly.
CUUGAGACAUGCAAAAAAAGGAUCCAAACGGUUGGCCCUGGCUUCGGAAGAGCUUAUUUCGCAGGUGUCCAUGACGCCUCGACGAGACACGCAAUCUUCCUCCAACCCAAACAACCAUUCAUCCCAAGCCCAACAACAAUUAGCAAUCCCAAAAGUAAUCAUUACCACAAGCGAAACCAGCCAUGAGUUCUGAAGAGAAGGAAGAAGUCAAGAAAGACGAGGCCAAAGAAGAAGAGCCCAAGAAAGAGGAUGCGGAAGCCAAACCCGACGAUGCCAAGAAAGACGAUGCUCCUGCUGAGGAAGCGAAGAAAGACGAUGCUACGAAAGACGACGCCCCUGCUGCUGAUGCGGCUAACGGCGAGUCUCCAGCAGAUCUCACCAAACGGCUACAGAAACUGGCGCUAGAGCGACAAAAGGAGAACAAACAGGAUCGUCUCAAGGUAGUGCAAUCGGACAAAUCCUCCCAUCUGGCAGCCGUCAAGAGUUUCCAAGAGCUCAAUCUACCGAAGCAUCUUCUGGACGCUGUCUUUGCCAUGGGCUUUGAUCGACCGUCCGUGAUCCAAGAAGAGGCAUUGCCGCGAAUUUUGGCAGAUCCACCCCGCAAUCUGAUUGGACAGGCGCAAUCGGGAAGUGGCAAAACGGCUGCCUUUACUCUCGGCAUGCUGUAUCGGACCAAGGUUGACGCUCCGGCGAGUACACAGGCCAUUUGUUGUACGCCUACUCGUGAAUUGGCCAUUCAAAUUUUUGAAAAAGCACUCAAACCCAUGGCAUCCAACAUGGAGGGCCUCAAAGUCUCACUUGCCGUCGCUGGAACCAAUAUUGAAAGAGGGAAGAAACUGGAUGCGCACAUUGUGAUUGGAACACCUGGCAAAAUUGUGGACUGGCUCAAACGAAAGGCCAUUGUCACUAAAAAUAUCAAAGUACUUGUAUUGGAUGAAGCCGAUUCCAUGAUCGAAGAAUCGGGACAUCGAGCCAACUCGCUGUUGAUCAAAAAGCAAAUGCCCAAAAAAUGCCAGAGUCUGCUUUUCAGUGCCACUUUUCCGCCUGAAGUGGUCACGUUUGCCACCAAAAUGGUGGACAAUCCAGACAAAAUCCUGAUUGAGGAUGGUGAUGAAUUCCUGGUUGUGGAUGUCAUCAAGCAGAUAUGGAUUGACACGAGAGACUACGAGGGAGGGAAACUGCAAUUCCUGUCGGAUAUUUAUGAAAUGUUGACAAUUGGCCAAAGUAUCGUAUUUGUUGGGACAAAGAGGGAUGCCGACAACGUACAUCGAACACUCAGCAAAAGUGGGUAUGAUUGUUCCGUCUUGCACGGCGGAGUCUCCCCAGAGGACCGAGAUUCCACCAUGCAGAACUUUCGCGAUGGGAAGAGUACAGUUUUGAUCACCACCAAUGUGUUGGCUCGCGGUGUCGAUGUAGACAACGUCAUGAUGGUGGUCAAUUAUGAUGUGCCUGUCGACAGAGAUGGAAACCCAGAUUACGAAACUUACUUGCAUCGUAUUGGGCGAACCGGGCGCUUCGGCCGAAAGGGAACAGCAAUCAGCCUAAUUCAUGACCAGCGAUCGCUCCAGGUUCUUGCUAGCAUUGAACAGCAUUUUACGUCUCAAGGAAAGGAGAUGAUUGAACAAGCAGAAGCAGACCCCGAGACUCUCGCGGAUAAGAUUGAAAUCUAGUAGCAAUUUGCUGGGAGGUGGAGGCUUCUGUGCGCCUUCAUACAGAUUUGGGGGGUGGCAUUGUCAGUUGCUACCUGGCUAGUAGAAAAUAACAAUUUCUGACCUACCGGUACCACUACCGAUACAUACAGUACGGUACCGGUACGGGGUAGAUCCAGAUUAAACUCAAAAUAGUAGGGUAUUAAUAGCUCC